GCCCCUCCCGCACCGGUCCGCACAGGUCCGCGCAGGGCCCGCGAUCGCCUGAAACCCGGCCUCCACUCGGAGUCCGAGCGCGGGCGUCCGGGGCCCUGCAGCCCCCGCCCCAGCUGCUGGGACUGUCACCGGCCCGGGUAAUUGAACCUGCUGUACCAGAUACCAGCCAGCAGUUAGGAGAUUCACCUGCUUCCUGAGGGGUCUCCUGGAGUUUACAACCAAAGUCCUUACCAGUAGGAUUUUUAAUGAGAAAGUUUUAAAUCCUGCAAGACAUCCUGAGGCAAGGUUUGGUGGCUCAGAUGGUAAAGAAUCUGCUGGCAAUGCCGCAGAUCCGGUUCGUUCCCUGGGUUGGGAAGAUUCCCCAAGAAGGGAAUCCACUCCAGUAGUUUUGCCUUGGAAAUCCCAAGGACAGAGGAGCAAGACAAGACAUCCUCCUCACCCAAUGGACUAUCACCCUCCCAGAGUAAUACUGGCGCCUUGACUGAGUGACUGAGGAGUGCUGAGUACCCAUCUCACAGCAGCAUUACAAGGUGGAUCUAACUGCUGAACACCCAACACUCCGACAGCUGAGACCAACGCUGAGACCCCAGCACAAGUGCCCUGAACACCUAUGGAGACCAGCCCGCCACUUGGUAGCAGGAUGUCCCGUUCUAUGGAUCCACUGGCAAAGAAGAUCUUUAAAGGAGUAUUAGUAGCUGAACUUAUGGGCGUUUUUGGAGCAUAUUUUUUGUUUAAUAAGAUGAACACAAGCCAAGAUUUCAGGCAUACAAUGAGCAAAAAAUUCCCCUUCAUCUUAGAAGUUUAUUACAAAUCUAUUGAACACUCUGGAAUGUAUGGAAUCAGAGAGCAAGAUCAAGAAAAAUGGCUGAGCAGUAAAAAUUAAGAAUUUGGCCAUCAAUCAAAGUUUGCCCUAUUUCAAAGUUUCCGGCAAGAUUAAAAUUCUGAAAUUGACACGGAUGUAUUUUAAAUAUUUAAGGUUAACUGUAAAUUCUAAUUAAGUCAGAGGUUUUGUUCCUUGGAGUAACUGUGAAGAAGUGAUGGAGGGUUUGUUUAUUGUGUUAUAACUAGAGUUUUAUUACUUGAAAUAAAGCAGUUCUUUAAAAAAACCUCUCCUAUAAUUCUAAAUAUAUAAACCUUUCAACACAGAAUAAUAAAACAUUUUUAACAUUUG
This is a messenger RNA of Dama dama (fallow deer), 1171 nucleotides long. It is a transcript of the gene CEBPZOS, whose product is annotated as CEBPZ opposite strand. The transcript has 7 exons. The record is from RefSeq and is a predicted model, not a curated record. Bases 611 to 883 code for a protein of 90 amino acids. NCBI's taxonomy places the organism in Eukaryota, Metazoa, Chordata, Mammalia, Artiodactyla, Cervidae.